Messenger RNA from Podarcis lilfordi (Lilford's wall lizard), 15733 nucleotides. NCBI's taxonomy places the organism in Eukaryota, Metazoa, Chordata, Lepidosauria, Squamata, Lacertidae. The record is from the annotation of a GenBank genome assembly.
AAGCACUGUAUAGAUUUCUAUAAGAGCCCUGCAGGCAAGCUUGGCCCAAAGCCACUCUUUGCUGCCUAAGAUGACAGACAAGAUGUACAAAGGCCAACCGCACCGGCAACCACCUCUCACUCAAUGGGACAGGGUCAUCUGAAGGCAGCAGGCUAGGUUGGGGGGUGGGUUAUAGGGCAGGCAGUGGUGGUUGGGCCUGUGGGGCAGAAAGCCGGGAGGCCAACAGUAGGUGGAGCUAGAGCCAAUGAGAGGCAGAGUCAACUAAUUGCAGUUUCCUCCCUCUCUUCCUCCACAUUGAGUUGUGCAAGAGCAACACUGAGACUAAGGAGGUGGAAGCUGACAGGCUGUAUCACCCUUUCAACUGAUUGUAAGUUUUUUUAAAAAAACACACACACACACAAAAUAGGGAGGUCAGUGGGGGCUGCCUGAGGGCAGACUCAGGAGCGGAGGAAGGGGGGUGCGGUGGGUGAGGACCGCCCCAGGUGUCACCACUGAGGGGGGUGACAAAAUGGCGGGCGGCACUCACUGUGGAGCCUGUAAUGCGCCCGAGCCACGCAUCUCAGCUGGGAGUGACACGGUGGCUUGGGCACCCACAGGCUCCGUGCUGCCCCAAAUGGUCUGCCCACCACCUUCCCCUCAGCUGUAGGGCGGCUGAGUGGGAGGAGGCAGCCAGACUCCUCGGCGGCCCCGCGGAGCGUCCUGCCCCACGGGCGGCUGGCCCCGCCUCUGGGCACAGGGCACGUGUGCUGCCCCAGGCACCCAAUCAGCUUGCUCCGCCUCUGGGCAGACUAAGGUUUUUAGGGCAGUCUCUUAUUUGUAGGGUAACUAGCAUCAUAUAACGAGCAUUCUUGAGUCUAAUUAAUGCAUGAAGGGGUUAAUGCCAUAGAGUAAGCUGUCCUGCCAGGCUUAUCAGCUAUGCCACUUCCCCUCACCUCGGGAGGAAAUGGGCAGCCAAGCCUUUUGUUGUACUCAGUCUACAUAUGAGGGGCAGCCUCCAUACCACACCUGGAAUACUGUGUCCAAUUCCGGGCACCACCAUUUAAGAGGGAUGUUGACAAGCUGGAACGUGUGCAGAGGAGGGCGACCAAGAUGAUCGAGGGUCUGGAAACCAUGCCUUAUGAAGAACUGUUGAAAGGAGCUGGGUAUGUUUUGUCUGGAAAAGAAGUGACAGAGGUGAUCUGAUAGAUGUCUUCAAAUAUCUAGACAGCUAUCACAUGGAAGAUGGAACAAGUUUGUUUUCUCCUGCUCCGGAGGGUAGGACUCAAACCAAUGGCUUCAAGUUACAAGAAAGGAAGAACUUUCUGACAGUAAGAGCUGUUCGAGAGUCGAACAGACUCAUUUGAGAGGCUGUGGAUGCUCCUUCCUUGGAGGUUUUUGAACAUCUGUCAUGUAUGAUCUAGUUGAGAUUCCUGCAUUGCUGGGGCUGGACUACAUGACCCUUGGGUCUCUUCCAACUCUACAAUAUUAUGAUUCUAUGAUUUACUUAAUAUUAAGGGUGUGUCCUGCAAACCUUCAGCACACAGGUACUCUCAGGGCAGCUUAACCUCUUGUUAUCCUCUUAGGAUAAAAACCAAUAUAAAUCAAACAAUGAAAACCAGUGAAACAGCAAGAAACAACAGAUAAAUCAUACUGAAUACAUAUAUAAAAAAAUAAGGAACAGCUAGUAAAAACUAUGACUGGCUUAGAAGCCCUAAAAAGUUCUAAAUCCGAUUGAUGGAUUGCACUUUCGUACCGCCCACCAACCUGGGCAGUUCACGAAGUUAUUUGUAAAAAAAAACACAAUCCAGGAAUUUUAAAAAAACCCCAAAAAGCUGUAAAAACCUUGGAAGAAUUGAGCUGUGAUCCUAUGGGGCUUACUUCUGUGCAGUCAUGUAUAGGAUUUGCUUUGUAAAAAGCUGCCGAAAUCCUCCCUGGGGACAGGAGGGGUGCCACUACCAACAAGGUGGUUGUGAAAAGGUACGCUACCCUCAAGCUCUUGGGAAGAAGAGGGAGAUGGUUUUUAAAAGUGCAAUCAACGAGAAUACAGUGGUACCUCAGGUUACAUACCCUUCAAGUUACAUACGCUUCAGCUUACAGACUCCGCUAACCCAGAAAUAGUACCUCGGGUUAAGUACUUUGCUUCAGGAUGAAAACAGAAAUUGUGCUCCGGCGGCACGGCAGCAGCAGGAGGCCCCAUUAGCUAAAGUGGUGCUUCAGGUUAAGAACAGUUUCAGGUUAAGUACGGACCUCCGGAACGAAUUAAGCACUUAACCUGAGGUACCACUGUAAAUGCACAUUCUGUGCAAAGGGACUGUGGAAGGGAGGAUCGUGUUUCUGCACCUUUCCCACUGCGACCCCCUUGUCUCCUUGAGUUCAGAAAACAUUGUCAUUUUCUUGGGAAAACGACAGGGGAAACCCCAGCCAGCCAGCCUGCUUCCUUAAGGAAAGCAACCAGCAAAAUUCCUUGGGUAGCCCAACAAGAUGGAUUAUCGUUCGCAACUUGACCACAUAAUGUUGCAACCCAGCAUUAUUCUUGGCCUCCCAGAGCCGAAGACAAGGCUCAGUUGCCCUCGCUCUGCAGCUAGGCUUCUCUACUCCCCAAAUCCAUCCGUGUCAUGGAUGGGGUGAGGCCCAAGGGACAAAAGAAACCCCUCAAGCUUCUCUGUCUGUCCCGUAGAUCUCUCCCGAGGCCACAUCCUCCUCUGUGGCCUGGAUUCGAAUCCCGUGUGUUUUUGCCUAGCUGGAAUGUGUCCUUGCAUUCAGAUGAUGAUGCCUCCUGCUCACCUGGGCAGAAAGGAGUGUGUGUGUAGAAACUGGCCUGCCCAUACAAAGGGAACACUUGCAUCCAGUGCUGUGGAUGUGGCCCUCAGGAGGUUUUCCCAGAGGGGAUUGAGGCCCUCAGAGUGGAAAAGGUUUCUCUCCCUGCCCUGAUCUAUAACAUUAUGCUGGGGAAAUUGCCCCGUCAAUUUUCAAAUAGUAACAAAUUUCCUGAGAACUGUAGUUUGUUCAGGGAAUUGCUGCAAACUGAAGAUCUGUGAAGAAGGGUCUCCUACCAAAUAGCUCUGAGUAGCUCAGUUGGCACAGCAUGAGAUUCUUAAUCUCAUGGUUGUGGGUUCGAGCCCUGCAAUGGAUAAAAGAUUCCUGAAUUGCAGGGGGUUGGACUAGAGGAACCUCACGGUUCUUUCCAACUCUCAGCACCCUUAAGAAACUAUAGAUCCCAAGGUCCGUUGGUGGAUGGGGGGGUUCUAGCGAGACAAGCAAGAAAGACUAGCAAGCACAAGGCUAAAGUCACUCUGCACCUGUUGAACAAGGACAGAACAGUCAACUCCUUAAGCAUGUAUAGCACACUCCAUUUGAAAAGAAAAAUCUUUGUGGUGAAGUGUUCUGUGUAACCCAAAAGCUUACAUUUGCCAACACCACAUAUGCAUCUUAAACAAAUAAUGUUCAUUUGUUCCUGCAAAAACCUGCACCUAUCCAUUCUUGCUCCUUAUCCUGCCCCCUGAAAGGAUGUGGGUCGUAGGGUCUGGAUGGGCAUCGUACUUCAUUCCUUACAUCAUAUGUGUGGUAACUGUGUCCAUGUGUCCAACACCCCAACAUGAGAUUUUCAGAAUGGUGACUGUGAGAAUCAGCUUAAAAGAAAAAGGAAAAAAAGAAAACAUUCCUUUCUAAACAGAUCUUCCGGUAUUAUUUUACGAUAAGCCGUCUAGGCUUUUGGGUUUUUCCCCCUGCCCUUGACCUGACUUACCGUAAAAGUAAACUCCGUAUUGAUUUUAAUUUUAUAAUCUUUUACUAUUUUAUGACUGUGUGCAUUAUCAUUAACUACCUUGAUGUACGUGUCUAGGUUUAUAAACUUUUUUUAUCGUAGUGUGUAUUGUGAGUGUCAGUAUGGGUGCAAACUUCCUGGUGACACAGAGCUCUCGCUCAAACAACUGACAGUUUUGAUGAAACCAUGCAAGAAUGAUCAUGCUGUGAUACGCCAAGGAAUCCUGCUGGCCUGGCAUUUUCUCCCCGACAGUGGUCAGCCUAGGUGCCUCAGGGAAACUAAUGUGCAGGGCCAGAGUGGAUCAGCCAUGAGGUGAAGGAUGAAAUGAUCAUUUUGGGGAAGACUAUCUGCUGUAAAGAUGUAUAUGCCACCUAAGAUGUUGUUUUUAUUUCAAACAAACCCAGUGAUCAGUGGGGUGGGACACUUUAAGGAUUGGCAAAAAGCAUUAUCAAGAUUUAUCUGGCGGGGGAAAACCAAUAAUUACCGGUAAAUAUAAACUUCUCACAGUUGUAAAAGAAAGAGGUGGAUUCUCCCUACCAGACUUGAAAUUAUAUUAUGAGGCGUCCUGCCUUUGCUGGCUGAGGGAUUGGAUAUUGUUGGAGAAUACAGACUUACUAGAUUUAGAAGGACAUGAUAAUAAAUAUGGAUGGCACACAUAUUUAUGGUAUGACAAAGUCAAAGUUCAUAGAGGGUUCCUGAAGCACACAAUAAGAAAAUCAAUUUAUGAGGUAUGGAAUAGAUAUAAAAACUUAUUAGAAUGGUGUGGACCAGCCAUUUAAGAGCAUUUAAGACCAGGCCAAUGACACCCUCUUCUUACAGUAGGCACCCAGGACAUUGGAAACAGAACAUUGUCAGUGGGCUACGAUCCACUUUCUCACCACAAUGCCUAAUUGUUUACACCUCAACCUUUCCUCUAACCUAAUAAGUCCCAAAUGUUUUAACCUUUCGUCAAAGAGGAGUUGCCCAUCCCCUUAAUUACAGACUCUCCAAGUGUCCCUAUUGUCCAGGGACAGUCCUGACUCGAGGGUAGAUAGGAUAAUUUUUUCAGCCCAACUUCUAUUCCCCAUUUCCAGGGUUUCUCUUCACAAGGGGGAAAACAUCCUUUGCGGUAACAUUUGAUUAGCAAAUACAGUGGUACCUUGGUUCUCAAACUUAAUCUAUUCUGGAAGUCCGUUCCAAAACCAAAGCGUUCUGAAACCAACGCACGCUUUCCCAUAGAAAGUAAUGUAAAACUAAUUAAUCCGCUCCAGACUUUUUUAAAAAAACCCUAAAACAGCAAUUGAACAUGAAUUUUACUAUCUAACGAGACCAUUGAUCCAUAAAAUGAAAGCAAUAAUCAAUGUACUGUACUAUAAAAUAAAUAAGACAGUAUUGUAGAUGAUAAAAAUAAAAAAAUAAAAAUUCUUACCUGCACUGAUGAUAGUCAUUGCUUGGAUGGGUGGCUUUUAUCCAUUUCCACUAUCACACAAUCAAUGAGUCAGUAGCUGAACUGGGUUCCAGACAGUCACAAAAACAAAUUAAUCAAAAAUGCCUAAAAACAAACACAAAUUAAACAUCAAAAACAAGAGCGCCAAACUUAAUCUGUUCCGGAAGUCCAUUUGACUUCCAAAAUGUUCAAAAACCAAGGUACAGCUUCUAAUUGGUACAGAUGCCUCGGAAACGAUAGCCAACAGCCACAAAAGAUGUUCGGCUUCCAAAAAAUGUUCAAAAACUGGAACACUUGCUUCCGGGUUUUCGGAGUUUGAGAACCAGAGCGUUUGAAAACCAAGGCAUUUGAGAACCAAGGUACCACUGUAAAACGUUGAACUUGCUUUUCUUUUCUUUUUUGGUUUGGUUGUUUAUCCUGGUAUUCUUGCAUCCCCCCCCCUUUUUUUUGGCAAAUAAAAAAUCCCCUGCUGUACAGUCUCUGUCCUGAUCAGCUUUGGCACGCACAGCAAGGCUGUUGUUGAAAGUUUGCUAUCCGGUUCCACCACUACCGCCAAACCGGGCUGUAACAGUGUGUCUGAGCUUUCUUACUUAAAUUACACAGCAUUCUUCUUAAUUGGGCAGGACUGACCUUUCGGGAACUGGUGAGUGAAGCGUGUAGAGGUUUGGCCUAAGUACUUUUUGUAGUCCUUCCAAUGCAUAAUACUCCCAAACCAGUUUUGAUAAUGAAUAAUUAUUUAACUAAUCAUUUACAUUUUAACUAAUUCAUAGAUCAAGCAAUUACAGUCGCAUAUCCAGAUGCUUUUUGGAGAUACCGAAGGAUAAACUAUGCAGUGAUCAAAAGCUGUCCAUUUCAACUGUACUUGGAAGUCAGUUCCCUGGAACAUAGUGGGUCUCCCUUUUAAGUAAAUAGGCUCAGGCUGCACAGUUUAAGACAAUUAAUUGAAACCGCUAAAGGUUUCAGCCACAUUUGAGUUUAUUUUUCUGUUAUGUUUUCCAAAAAAUAAAAAUAAAAAUUUAAAAUAAAUCUAUUUUUAUUAUUGGAUCAGCUUCGACCGGUGUCAGAAGAAGCACUCUGGAUACUCGGGGAUGGGAUGGCUCAGAAGAAAUUGCAUAGGUCCCAAAAUUGUUUUCUGCUAAUUUAAAACAAGGUGUGUUUUUUAAAAAAAUAACACUUAAUUCUGAGACCCCAAUAUUAUAAUAACUAUGUAAACUGGGCCCACACUUUAAAAUCCCUGGGGUGGGGGGGCUGAAUUCCACCCCUGUAUGGUUCUUUCCUAAAUAAAACGAAUCCAUGCUUUUAGUUCCUCCCAACUCUUCAUAAUUCAUCUUUUCCUAUGUUGCUGUCUUUUUUUCUCUCUCUUUACUGACCUGCUGUUUUGUAAUCAUUUAAUGCACCGGAUUUUUAACUUGGCUGCUUUUCAUGUUUGGAUUGGCUCUGGAAAAUCCUUGAAGACAGAAAUAUUUGGAUGGAGUUGAAUUAAAUCAUAGGGUCUGCAGCUUCCUCUCUCUGAUCUUCCCACCCUAGCCCAAAAAUCAAAAAAUGUAACCGCGGCCAAAAAAUGUAACCGCGGCCCCUUUAAGUCUAAGGAGCUGACUUUUGGCCCGGGGGCAAGUGGACGGCCAUUCAUCGGUACCCCCAGGAGAAGGGGGCGGAGAGAGGCAUGCGGCCCGCGGGCCGUGCCCUCUAGCCUGCCCCUUGAUCUGCCCGCGCCCAGUUACCCCCGCGGACGAGCGGACAAGUGCCAAGUUUCGUGGAGGUGGGGGGGGGGAGAGAAAAGGGAGAGGAGAUUAGAUUCCUUGUUCCGGGAACGGAGGCAUGUGUGAUCUCAGCCUCCUGGAAUCCGCGAGUCGCCUGCGAUCCCGGGAUAGGACGAGGAAGGCGGCGCGCGGGGGGGGGGGGGGGAGGAAACCCGAGUCCUAUAAGAAGCGCGCCGCGACGAAGGUGCAACAAGUGGAGGUGAUCCGAGGCUCCAAAGGCACUGCUGCAAGAAUGGAGGUGCUUUCAGGUAGGGGGAAAUUGCCAGGAAACUUGGGAAAGGGGGGUUGUAGAGGUAAAUCUUGCCGCAAGUCCUGUAAAUCCCUUCUCCCACCCCCAGCAAAAAGGAGAAUGGCUCGAUCGAGUUCUUGCUCUGGAAGUUUGCAAAGUUUGCAAACAGAAGUCACGAGUUCGCAGACAGCGAUGGGGGAAGAGAUGCAGAGAGUUGCCCCACUUAAAGGCAGCUUCGAUUGGAGACGUUAUGGAAGGAUCAUUGCCAUAUUCUUCUUAAAGCUUUUAUCUGCCGAUCAGGCUGGUGUUGUUUGUCUAUAUGCCCAGAUAAGUUGGUAAAAAAAAGGAGCUCUUUUUUCCCCUUAAAACAUGUUUAGGGGUACUCUCAUUUUGACUCGAGAAAAAAAAUCACCAUUUUAUAGUUCAAGUCGGGGAAAAUAAAUACAGUAAAUGGACAAAAGGACAAAGAUUUGCAAAAUGUUUAGGGGUAUGAGUACCCCUGGGGCCCCCCCUGAAAAAAAGCACUGGCAAAAAGGAAAUGGGGAAUCCCCAGUUGGGAUGAGGGAAGCAAUCCCCAGGAUCUCCUAGGAGCAGCAGGGGGUAGGAAAAAUUGACUGUCCCCUCCUGAUUAUUAUUUUUUAAUUGCCUGGAGCUUUAUUAUUAUUCUAACCUAACUUCAGCUAUCCUCUUGUGAAGCAGGCUUUUCCCUUGUUUUCAAAGGCAGGUCUUCUGUGCCUUUUAACAGCUGUUUAACGGGCAGGGAUUCAACUGGUAAAUCUCUCCCGUGAGCCCAUUUGAGAGAGAGAAAAUGAAAUACUACCUGUCUCACAGGUUUUAAAUGCGGAAGAAACCUGCCUGAAAAGCAGUUAAUCUAAUGUAAUUAAGAAUUCUGUGACUUUUUGUGUAAUAAAAUUAAUAAUCGAAUGGUAGUUCUGCCUUGGCUUCAACUGACUCAGGCUGGUAAGAGAAAGGAAGUUUUUAUCGGGGAGAAUCAUCAGGGCCAACUUUUGUUUGAACUUGCAGUGUACACAAGUUCAAACAUCUUGGCAUCUGCAUGAAUGAGUCUAGAGCAUCUGGAUGCUAUGAAUAAGACAAGUCUUUGGUUCAGAUUUUCCCUUUAGCAGGGAAAAUGCUCUACAGAAGAAGUUGGUGGAAAAUUAACUCAGGGUAAUGGACGCCAAAUCCAAACUCUAUUCUGGAACGGGGCUACUGCUGGCUUAGCCGGCAGAAGGAGCACAAAUCUUUAAAUGGUGUUUUUGCUGGCUUAUGCCAGGUUCACAAGUCAAAAUGCUGAGCUGGCUGGGUUUAGGAUCUGGCCUAAGUCCUCUUUUUGGGUCCUGCCUGUGCCACACCCCUGGAAACCCCCUUUCCAGGGCUUACACCAGCCAGAGACCCUAACCCCACUCAACUCAGUGGAGCAGGACCCAGCCAGCUGAGCCCAACAACAUAAGCCCUGAAAAGGGGAAGGGAGAGGUUAUGGGAUGGGACUAGAGAGUGGGGACUUGGGCAGGAUCCUGACAUGGUUCCAUGUGGACUAGCAACCUGGUGGUAAGUUACACCACAAAAAGGGUGGCGUUAACUUGAACACUAUUUUAAAGGCUCCCCCCGCCAGGUUUAGGCUGACGGCUGAGCAGCUGCAGUCAGUUGACCAAAUUUCCCAAGUUGUGCAGACAUGUUCUUGGGUGUUCAUUAUGGGGAAGAAGCUCAUAAAACAUAGUUAAGUAAUACUGUACUUCAGAUGUGUCUCUUAUGUCAACUGUCAAAAGUUGGUUGCUGAGGGCAGGCUGCUGGGUGGUUGGGACGGGCAACCCAUUUGCUCACCUCUUUCCAUACCAGGUGGUAAAGGGUUAAGCUGAUUCCACUCUCCACUUUCCCUUUCUAAUCUUUCCUGUCCAAGCCAGAAUUGUAAAACCAGAGCAAUUUCCUUUUCUCCUUCCCUGCCUUCCUGGAGAGCAAUGAAUGAGAGAUAAAUCUUUGCACGUAUCUCCCGCUGCAGUACCUGAGGCCAAAGUUAAACAUUCACUCAGAAGGAAAGUUCUCUUCAUCUUGGGGGACUUCUAUGCCUAGCCAUGGAGUGCCAGUGUGUGCUUUGCACUUAAGAUGGCUGGGUGCUAUUCGUGGCAUUCCCCCCUUGAAGGAUCACAGCUGUGGAUGGCAAAGAUCUCUCUUGACUUCCAAGACUGCAUACAGGCCAUGCUACAUGUCAAACGCCUGACAAAAGAUUCCCUAGAAUGGUAGUUUGUUAAGGGUGCUGGGAAUGGGAGCUCUGCAAGGGUGGACUACAGUUCCCAGGAUUCUUUGGUGGAAAUAAUGUGCUUUAAAUGUUAGGUAUGUGCACAGCCCCCAAUGCCAUACAGUGGUACCUCGGGUUACAUACGCAUCAGGUUACAGACUCUGCUAACCCAGAAAUAGUACCUCGGGUUAAGAACUUUGCUUCAGGAUGCGAACAGAAAUUGUGCUCCAGCGGCAGCAGGAGGCCCCAUUAGCUAAAGUGGUGCUUCAGGUUAAAAACAGUUUCAGGUUAAGAACGGACCUCCGGAACGCAUUACGGUAAAUACUUAAUCUGAGGUACCACUGUAUUGUCUAGUAUUCUAUUUAGCAAUAGCAGCCAACCAAAUAUCCCCAGGAAGCCCCCAACCACAGCAGGAAAGAAUUUGCCCUCCCUGUUCUUUUGUACAAUCCUAGCAUCUGAUUAUUAUUAUCCCUGAACACAAGAGGUUCCAUUUAGUUCACAGGAGAAACAGAGACAUAGUAGAGGCUUAUUUAAAAAGCUUAAGCCUCUGCAACACUCCUCACCCAAGCAAUUUUAUUUUAUCAUUUCAUCUGUUUCUUGAAUCCUCCUAGGAGUUCAAAGGGACAUACAUAGUUCUCAUCCUGCCUGUUUCAUCCUCAAAACAACCCUGUGAGGUAGCUUAGGCCGAAAGCGAGUGACUUGGCCCAAGAUCACCCAGAAUGGGGAUUGGAACCCUGGUCUGCCAGGUCGUAGUCCAAAGCUCUAACCACUACACCACACGAGCCCCAGGCCCCCAAACUCUCCAUCCUGCCCUCAUAGAGAAAAUGCUUCAGCCUUUUAGACAUCUUAGUUUCCUUUUUCUAACUUGGAAACCCAAGACCCUGGGAAGUUGCUGCUUUGCUUAAGGCAGCAGGUAGACCUGGGUAAUAAUUGAUCGGUGUAUUUUUCCCCCCCUUUUCAAAACUGGGGGAAUCGCCCAUCCUACCAUUUCUUCAUCCCUAUGUGUAACCUGAAACUAGCACCCAGAAAGAGCCUCAUAACUAAUUAAGUCUGCUGCCUCUUCCUACGCUCAGACUUUAUGGCUUUGACGCCAAGUCAGCUUCUCUCUCCUUCUCUGCCCCCACAUGGCUUAGCACCUAGCCUGAUGAAGAGCUCUGGGGAACUCUAAAGCUUGCACAUCUUUUGGGACCAGCCCCACAAUGCCAGGAAUUAAAAUGCAUUUUAAAAUGUCCGGAAAUAAAAGCUAUCGCCCUCCUGUGGACUGUGAAAUGUCUUCUAGAAAUUGGUCGCCUUGCAUAAACCGUCACACCCUCCUCUAUUUCCAGGGAGCUUCUCUGUGGGAUUCUCUGCAGUUCCUUCGCACACAUAACUCCCGGGUUGUCCUCCCCACCUCUCAGCUUCUUCCAAGAUAGAAACACAGGACACUGCUUCCUUCCUCUACUCUGACUGGCACCUGUCCUUCCCCCAGGUUUCAGACAGGAGCUUUUGCAAGCCCUACCUGGAGAUACCAGGAUUGAACCUUUGACCUUCUGUAUGCAAAGCAGAUGCUCUACCCACCCAGCUACUCUGCCCUUACCCAAGACGUCUGUGAUUGCUGCAUGAGAGGGUGGGGAGACCAAAUUGCUUGGUUGAAGAAAAUCUCGUUUGCUUCUGAUGUGCUGUUAAUAAUCUGUGCAUACAAAUUGUCUCAGUGAGAAGGGUGGAGUGUGCCUGAUAAGGACAGGCAGGAAGCCCUUGAGCUGUCUGUGAUCUGUGUAGAUAAGUUGAUGCUGUGGUUUUCCCACUCAGGGGAAAGUGAUGUGGACUUUGCCUCUGGUAACCUGGGUCAGUAAUCUGAUAUGGGAGUGCUAUUUUUGUUUCAGUCUCUUCUUUGUGUAUUUAUAUUUGUGUGUGUGUGUGUGUGUGUGUGUGUGUACAGUACUUAAAAAUCCCUUUGCAUAUCACCGGUCCUUAAAGUACCCUUGCAAAGUAGGUCAGCUAAAAGGUUUUGCCCUUAGGUACAGACUCCAAAAUACAAAACUGCAGGUCUAUUCAUUCCAUGAGCUGUGAAGACUGCUGGUGUGCCUAAGUGAAAUGCAGUUUAAUGGGAAAGCUCUUCACUCUUCAAUAUACUGUUACGUGCGGUUCCAGAAUUGGCCUCCACAGUCACUUAAGGACUCACUGUUAAAACUGUAUUCAUGGAAGACAAUCUUACUUGGCUACGAGUGAUCACCAAAGUAGAAGAACGUGCCACACACACACACACACACACACACACCAUUUCCCAGCAGUGUGAGAUUCCCAGGGUUCCAGACGCUUGCUCAUGUUUCUUUCAGAAAUUGGGCAUGGCAGAGACUGUGAUGUCUUUAUGAUAUAUAGAUUUAUUACACAUAUAUUCAACCUGUACCUACAUGGAGGGAUUACAGAGCAUUCACAUCCUGUGAGGGUCUGGCCUCCCCCUUAAGGGCAGCAUUGGAGUCAAAGGACAGCAAAAAGUCUGUCCUCUGUGCCUCUUAGUUCCAGCCUGUCAUUCCCAGCCCCUCCUCCUCCUCCUCCUUCUUGCUGCCAACCCACUUGAAGGACCUCCAUCAAUCAAAGUUGAAACCCUAAACCUGGCUUUUGCCUCUGCCCACAAGCACCCAAGAAGAAGGGGCCCCACUCCCCUUUGCCUGCAAUCUUGCCUUCCUUGAUGAGUUUCCUUGAUGGGUAUUACUGGCUUUUGUCUCCUGCUAAUGGCCCAUCCAGCUAGCUCUGCAUAACUAAAUCCAGGGGUUUCUGUGUUUGGCAAAGUUUAAUCGCACCUUGAUUAAUUCUUACUUUUACUAAAUCCAGGAAUUAUGGGGGAACCUGGCCCCCCCACAAAUCAAGAGCAAUGUUUUAAAAGGGGGAUAUUGCAAUUAAACACAGACGCACCUUCUUCUUCAUAUCUGACAUGUGCAUGUUCUAGAAGUUUCGCACUUUUUUGCACAUAUAAAUAUGCUUGGCAUACUCGGGUUUUUAAAAACAUUCUCUUUCUGAUCUUUUGGAGGUGAACACAAAAGCCAUAUAUUUAUGAUUUUGUUGGGUUUUGUUCUGUGGUUUUGAAAGCUGCCUUGAGAGCUUCCUAACCAAGGUGGCCCAUAAAUAUUAUAUUUAAGACUGUUUUCAGUCCCAUUCGACUCCUGCCUUCCCCAACAAUUGAGUUAUCCUGCUGGGCAAGGGGGGGUGGGGGGUGGAGUUCCAGUAUGGGGAGUUGUUUUUUGGAUCCCAGCCAACUUCAGGCAUUUCCAGUGGUGGGGAGUUGUGACUCUGAAAACACACACACAGCCCUAUCUGCCCUCUCCCAAAGUGAUUUCGCAUGUUAGUAUAGAAUAGGGAGCCAUUAUUUAGAGUGUUGGACUCCAAGACCUGGAGGUGCCCCCUCAGACAUGAAGCUCUCUGGGUGACUUUGGGCCAGUUGCUGUCUCUUAGCCUAACCUACCUCACAGGUAGCAUAAAGGGAGGGGGGGUCCUUGGAGGAAAAUUGGGAUGUGUAUAUGUACAGGUAAUAAAUAAUGUGCGAGAGGUGUCAUUGCUACUUUCUAGAAAACCCCAAAGGUCCCUUGGGUGCACACUGCUCGUUGCAUGUCUGUUGGGGGUUACACUCUGGGGGAAACCAGUCUGCCUCUUUUGUCUUUUCCAGCCCUCUCCCCUCACAAGCAUCUGCAGAGGCCCACCUUGAGGUUUACUGUGGACUGUGAGCUUGCCCAACGCAGCAUCUUAACUUUCUGCUUGCUUCUUCUUCUGCAGUGGACUUGCCAAGCCACCUUUCAUCAUCGCCACCAUCUCACUCCCAGCAAGAAAUCGCACUCAGGAUCAAAAAUGCAUACAACCUGGCCAUCAACAUGCAGGAUGGCGCAAAACAGCUGCUAGCAGACUAUGUGAGUCCUCAGAACCUGAGAGAAAUGAACAUAUUCUUGGAGGCCAGGAAGGUGUGUGUGUGUGUGUGUGUGUUCAGCUAAGCACUGAAAUUAAUGAGCCGAAGACAGCCAUGUCCUUUUACUUCAAUAUUGAUUGAUUGCUUUUAUAUCUCACCUUUUUCACCAACCCUGUGAGAGGUAGGUUAGGCUAAGGGGCAGUGGCUGGCCCCAGGUCACCCCAUGAGCUUGUGUAAGUCACUUUGAGAUCCCUUGGUGCAAAAAUGUGGCUACAAUAAAGCCAGCUAUGCAUGGAAAGACAGCCAGCCUUUUUCCUGAAUCCCAGCGAGGAUUUGAAACCUGAUCUCCCAGGUCCUAGUCUGACGCUCUAAACAUGAGGCCGCACUGGCUCUCCUCCGAUCUGACUAGCCUUGUGUGUAAAAUGAUACUGGUUUGCCUUAACUCUGAGCAUAGGACGGGGUCUGACGCAGGUGCGGACAGCCAAGCUGCAGUAACUUGGCCCGUGAUCAGAGGCACGUUGCGUUUGAAUUGUCUCCUCUUCCCCCAUCCCCACCUCCUUAGAUCAUCUGCUUUGCGAUUUCCCUGUAGCUCGGCGAGUGACCUUGGCCUAGCCUCGGAAUAUCUCAGCCAAACAACAACGUUACAAAAGGGUGUUUGUGAAGACAAAAUGCGAUUGUCUCAUCUGCCGGUACCUUGGAGAAAGGGUGGGGUACAGAAUCCAGGAACCCGAACGUCAAGGCUUAAGAGCUCUGACCGCCUUGCGUGUCUUUUCAUUUCUCAGAUGUCUAUUCAGGACGAACCCUUCACAAAUGCCGGUUUCAACCCUCCCGUCGAGCCCUUCCCAGGCCUGCCGUCGCCAUCCCUUCCCCCCAGCGCCUGGAUGGACCUUAGCGACGCCGAACGCCUGCAGCAGAACGUCACGGCCUUCUCCAAUUUGCCAGUGUUCCUGUCUGCCGUCAAAAGCCAACAGGAGGUGAUGAACUCCGAUGCCAGUGACCUGCACCACCAGCUCACGUUGUCGCGCCUGCAGUGCCUUGGUCUGUCGAACCACCUUGCAUCCAUCAUGGCCUCCAUGGGCCUUGUACCUGCUCCAGCGACGCCGGCUGAGCCGCCGGGACUUGGCAGCUCCUUUUUCAUGAAAUUUUCCGGCUACCGCGUUUGCCAUCUCUACCGGGAUUGGGUCCUCCGUUGCGUAAAGGACCUGUCCCUCCUGGCUGACAGAUACCCUGUCCCCUCGCUCUGAGGGGAAAUUGUGUGGUGUCGUAUGUACCAUCCCAGUUGGCUUCUGUUUUUGUGUUGGUGAGGGGAAGUUAGGAGAGUAGAAAACUUUUUCUCUCUGCCCACGGGAAGGCUGAAGGAAUGAAACGCCCUUCCCUUGUGAGGAAUGCUUUUCUCAUGUAGCUGCCCCAGCAAAGCAACACUGAACUGCCUCCAUCUUGCCUAUCUCCUUCAUAUUCUCAUUCUCGUCCUUCUUGUCUUAAAAAAAAGGGGGGAAAUCCAGAAUAUGAAAGGAGAAAAUGUUUGCAGAGGAGCAGCAUUGGCUCUCCCGCCUUUUGGCAGGGCCUGAAUGCCUUUGUUCAUUGUGAGACAAGAGAGAUGGCGCUUCCACCCCACAGCAGCCAUUUUGUGAGAGAUACUUUGGCCUCUCAAUUUGGAAGAGGUUCUCGAGGGGAGCAGGGUAUCUGGUUCCAAAUUUUUCGCCUCCCUGUAACACUGAACACUAAGAAACAUGAUGUUCAAAGGCAGUGGAAAGCCAAUAUAGCCUAUGUGCCUUUUCUUAUCCUCUGUGUGGCGCAUUUAGAAAUUCAACAGGUAAAGAAAGCCUGUAGGCCCUGUAGACGGCUAACGGGAGAAACAUGAAGCUACCGCAGUUACUCCCAUCACAGUUGUUAAAGGUGCAGAGUGGAGGUGGGGAAAGGUGAUUAAGAUGGAGUCCUUAUGAGCAAGGCUUUUGUGGCAUUAUUCCCUUUCAAUCUGAACACCUUUCUACUGGGCGGUGAGACACAUUGAGAGAGGCUGUGUGUAGUUCAAAUCCCUUACUCAGGCCCUAACCUACCUUACAGGGUUUUUGUGAGGAUGAAAUGAGGAGGGGCAGAGCCCUGUAGGCCACCUUGAGCUCCUUGGGGGCUAUAAAUGUAAUAAUGAUUAUUUUUUUCCCAUUGGUUCCUCAGUGCCGAGUUAGUUCUCUCAAAGAAUUAUCUUGAGGGAGAAACCAUUACCUAUUUCAUGGUAUCUUGUUAACCCUUAAUAGCCCUUCUGACCCCACCCUUUUCUCCAGUUAUGGGGAGGAAGAAUGUGCAAACUCUGGUUUUGAGAAAGCUGUUCUCUUCAGGGCUUUUGUUCCUGUCCUAGAGACUUUAGUUUCUACUGUAUGUGUUAUGUUUAUAUUAAUUAUAUAUGUGGAUAUAUUUAUAUAGCUGCAGCCUAAUUAUGUGAAUAUUGUUAAAUUAAACUAUUUUUAGUAGGAA